Chelmon rostratus (copperband butterflyfish) is the source of this 1914-nucleotide messenger RNA. Its product is annotated as sodium-dependent phosphate transport protein 2A-like. Lineage: Eukaryota; Metazoa; Chordata; Actinopteri; Chaetodontiformes; Chaetodontidae. Gene Ontology annotation, biological process: intracellular phosphate ion homeostasis; sodium-dependent phosphate transport. Gene Ontology annotation, cellular component: brush border; apical plasma membrane; vesicle. The coding region runs from base 1 to 1914 and encodes 637 amino acids. The transcript has 12 exons. Gene Ontology annotation, molecular function: sodium:phosphate symporter activity. The record is from RefSeq and is a predicted model, not a curated record.
AUGGAAACUCAGCCAAGAACAUGGCGAGUGAAAAGAGAGAUAUCUGCUCUCUGCAAAAUCCCGCUCCUCUUUCUGCUCCUGUACCUCUUUGUGUGCUCUCUUGACAUUUUAAGCUCUGCUUUCCAACUAGCAGGAGGCAGGGUAGCAGGAGACAUCUUCCAGGAAAAUGCCAUCCUGUCUAACCCAGUGGCAGGGCUGGUAGUGGGAAUACUGGUGACAGUGUUAGUCCAGAGUUCCUCCACCUCUACCUCCAUCAUAGUCAGCCUUGUCUCUUCUGGUUUGCUGGAUGUUCAGUCAGCCAUUCCUAUCAUCAUGGGAUCCAACAUCGGAACAUCUGUCACCAAUACCAUUGUUGCUCUAAUGCAGGCUGGGGAGAGAGAUGAGUUUGAAAGGGCAUUCGCUGGAGCUACAGUCCACGACUGUUUCAACUGGUUGUCUGUUUUGGUGCUUCUCCCUUUGGAAGUUGUGAGCGGGCUGUUGAGGCGAAUGUCACAGGCUGUGGUUGACACGCUACAGCUUAGUACUGGAGAAGAAGCUCCUGAACUUCUUAAAGUCCUGACUGAGCCACUCACCAAAAUUAUUAUCCAGCUGGAUCGUUCAGUCAUUACAGCCAUCGCUACAGGAGACCACAGUGUGAGGAACAAGAGUCUGGUGAAGCACUGGUGUCAAACCACAACCAUGAAGGUACUGGUACCAUACGAUGCAUCCCACUUCAGGUCAAGUUACUGCCUGUGUCUUCUCGACAAUGAAACAUCCUGGGGAACACACAACCUUUCAGAACAUGCACAGAAAUGUAGGCAUCUCUUUGUGGACUGCUCUUUGUCUGACUUGGCUAUAGGUCUGAUCCUCCUGGCUUGCUCCCUUUUGGUGCUGUGCAGCUGUCUGGUACUGCUGGUUAAACUGCUCAACUCCCUGCUGAAGGGCCAUGUGGCCAGUGCUAUUAAUAAAGUUGUUAAUACAGACUUCCCCUUCCCUUUUACCUGGCUGGCAGGUUAUGUGGCUCUAUUAGUGGGAGCAGGCAUGACCUUUCUGGUUCAGAGUAGCUCGGUCUUCACCUCUGCGAUCACUCCUCUCAUAGGGAUUGGUGUGAUCAAUAUUGAAAGAGCCUAUCCUUUAACCCUGGGGUCCAACCUUGGAACCACUACAACAGCUACACUGGCAGCCUUGGCUAGUCCGGGAGAUAAGCUAUCUGCUGCCACACAGGUUGCGUUAUGUCAUUUUUUCUUUAACCUCCUUGGUAUCCUGCUGUGGUAUCCUAUACCAGCCACCCGCUUACCCAUACGUAUGGCCUGUGCCCUUGGUAAUUGCACUACCAGGUACCGCUGGUUUGCUGUUUUGUACCUCCUCCUCUGCUUCCUGGUACUCCCAUCCCUCGUGUUUGGCCUCUCCAUGGCUGGGUGGAAGGUGAUGACCGGAAUUGGCGUCCCAGUCAUUAUGGUAGUUAUAUUUGUGGCAACAGUAAACAUGCUCCAGGCACGUAGACCUGGUUGUUUGCCACUUAGACUGCAGAACUGGGACUUUCUUCCUGCUUGGAUGACCUCGCUUCAGCCCCUCGAUGACCUUAUCACCAAGGUGACGCUGUUGUGCAGGCAAGAAAGAGGUUGGACUUUCAAGCGAAAUGAUGGCCAGGUAGCAUCAUUGGAGGGCAUUACUGUCAACCCUGAGAGAAAAAUCAAAGAGAAAUGGCAACAGAGCGGGGAAGGACAGGAGACUGAUAAGAGCCCGCAGAAACAAAGAGGACUGGACAAACCUGGAUCUUGUCAUCCACAAUACAAUCAGGAAAACUACAGAGACAACACAGCAAACAACAUGUCUUCAGAUAACAAUGUAUUUGACCUGGCUACAGCUUGCUCCACACUGAAAAACAAAAACUUAAACAGUGAGGGUACUCUGCUAAGCAGCACUCGCUUGUAG